GCAGCCGAAUUCGGGAAUUGUUUUAGGGUUUUCUGGUUGCGUCAUGCGGCCUUUGCAUCUUCGGAUACAUCCAAAUACUGCAAACCCAUUGUUUUCCGCAUUGUCCGGUUCUUCUCCAGAUCUACUUCUCUGUUCAGGUCUUUUAUCAAGUAAUCAUGGGCCGUCCAAGGCUAAUCAUCUUGGUCCGGCAUGGCGAGUCUGAGGGAAACUGCGACCGCACUAUCAACCAAUACGUCCCGAACCACAAAGUCCCACUGACCGCGCGCGGCCACGAGCAGGCGCGCGCUGCAGGCGUUCGUCUGAGAGAGACCCUUCUCCCCGGCGAGAACGUGCUGAUAUACACCUCGCCCUACCGACGCACGCGGGAGACCACGCAGGGCAUAGUCUCCCAGCUUGACGGGAUCGACUACCGGGUCUACGAGGAGCCGCGUCUGCGCGAGCAGGAUUUCGGCAACUUCCAGUUCCACGAGACGGAGAUGGCAAAGAUCUGGAAAGAGCGGGCGCGCUACGGGCAUUUCUUUUAUAGAAUCCCAAACGGAGAGUCGGCUGCGGACGUGUACGAUCGAUGUGCGGGGUUCAACGAGACGUUGUUUAGACAGUUUAGUUCGGAUAAGUUUGCAAAAGUGCUCGUGCUGGUCACACACGGACUCAUGUCGCGCGUCUUUCUCAUGAAGUGGUACCGGUGGACGGUCGAGCGGUUCGAGAGCUUGCGGAACGUAAGCUACUGCGAAUUUGUGACGAUGGAACGCCAGGACACGGGAAAGUACCUGCUCAAAACGAAGAUGCUCACAUGGAACGACCCGCCACCCACUACAUUAACCUCCAUGAGCUCGGCCGCGGCUGACGGGAACGGGAAUAGCACAGAUAUCGCAGAGAAGCAGCGGAAAAUCCGAGAGAUGUAUGAGCUGCUGGUGGCCGAGGAGCCCGGAAUUCGCGAUACCUCUGCCGUUAACGAAGGUGACGAGGACGAGGACCACGUUGAGGAUAGGCCAACAUACCCGGACGCAAGCCUCUCGCAUGAUGCUGCCCUCAGAGAUGAUAGCGAUUAAUCUUAAUUUACGAUGAACAGAGGCAGAAGCACUCUGAUGUGACGGUUGGGAUAUGAUGGCUAGGAUACGAUAGCUCUAUGAUAGCUUUAUGGGCUUGCUUGGGUCGUUUUAAGCAAAAGCUCAAACCUUUGUAAUUUUCUUUUCUCUUGAGUAUGAUGGCUGUUUCCCUGAUCAUGUCCAUGGCGCUUCCUUUGUUCGGUUCUCUAGUUGUUCUUUUGUAAUUUUUUUGGCUGGUCGGAUCGGAUCGUACUAUUUUUAUUUUAAUGG
This is a messenger RNA of Myxozyma melibiosi, 1316 nucleotides long. RefSeq names its product histidine phosphatase superfamily. The record is from RefSeq and is a predicted model, not a curated record. The coding region runs from base 156 to 1049 and encodes 297 amino acids. The transcript is spliced from 3 exons. Gene Ontology annotation, molecular function: phosphatase activity. Lineage: Eukaryota; Fungi; Ascomycota; Lipomycetes; Lipomycetales; Lipomycetaceae.